AGGCAUGGGAGGGACAGAGGGGCGUUUCUACACGGACCAGAAGUCUGGCUCACAGUGGGGCGGGGGAGGGGCCAGGGUUGCUGUGACGUCGACCCCAGCAUUGAGACCCCCACAAUGCCCGCAAGGACCAGAACCUCGGGCAGCGCCAGACUCUGCAGGGUCCAAGAACAGCCAGCCUUUCCUGCCCAAGAUUGAAGGCCCUCUGCUGCAGAUCAUGGGCCGCCCCCCAUCAGAGGUUGAAGAUGCCCUUCUGGAGAAUGAAGUCCUCCCAGACAGCAUGCCGUGCUUCCCAGAGGGAGACAGUAUAAGCAACACAGAGAGGGACCAGGGCCCUUGGGAUGUGGUAUUAUCCCCUGAUGGGGAGGGAUCCACAGGGGUCGUGGACAGAAGCAAACUGCUAUGGGAGUCCAGCCUGGCCCCCAUCUCUGAGGCCUUGGGGACCCCAACCACAGACCACCCUGCUAGCUGUAACUGUGGGCAGCUGGGACCCAUAGCACUCUUCUCUCUCCCGGAGGCCACGGAGCCAGUGUCACAAAACUCCUCCCAGAGCCCUCAGGUUUUGCCCACCCCCCCCAAACAAAAUGAUUGGAGGAUGGACAAAGAAGAGAAAAAAGACCCUGAGCUGAUGAGCUCCUACCCAAUGAGGCCUGACCCUGCCAGACAUAUUUGGCCCAAGAAUCGAAUGUGCCAGGCAUAUAACGGAGCCCCAGAGGCAGGCAGACCCACAUCGGGAUGCCGGGGACCUCAGGCUUUCAGUUAUACAGACUCUGGUGAAGCACGGGCCCUGGUGCCACCUCAGCUAGACCUGAGCUCCACACAAGGGUGUGCUACUCCAAAGCCCUGUUGUGAAUGGCCAGAAGUACAAGCAUACACAGACAUGAAAAUGCACAUAGAGAAGCCAUCUCCAGCUCUUAAACAUGAUCACACACAUAGAAAAAAGCAUAUGCGCAUGACAACAGACACAGAUCUAGGUCCUCCAACCUUUUAAUCCCCCUGAAAACGCUGGUCCCACAGUGAUAUCCUGAGGAUGGACUGAAGGAUCCUGGGAUUUGGAGAGAAACAAGUGUUCAAUAAAGGCUAAAAGACUCCCUA
Molecule: messenger RNA, 1092 nt
Organism: Monodelphis domestica (gray short-tailed opossum)
Lineage: Eukaryota; Metazoa; Chordata; Mammalia; Didelphimorphia; Didelphidae
Source: RefSeq, a predicted model, not a curated record